GAAGCAUGUUAACAAAAACAGAGGCAAUAGAAUUUCUUCAAAACGAAUGGAAAAUAGAGGACGUCGAACGACAACUACAAAAUGACCGUGAAAACUUUCUGAACAAGCUGAUAGUUACUGCUCAUGAAAUGGUUCCAUUCCAAGUAUUAUUUCUCCGCAUGCUUGCAUUCAUACCCUCGGAAAAACGGAAAGUGCCAACUGUUGAAGACAUUGAUCACAUGUGUAUGUCGGGCAAUGGAGGAAAUUGCACAUUCAUUAACAUGUUCAUAUCACGACUCCUUAAAGCUCUUGGAUACUCUGCAUUUGUUUGCCUAUCAAUUGUCACAAGCCAUAUCUUUAAUCCCCACUUAAUUGUCAUCAUUAAAGAUCUCGUUAACACAGGUGACCUCCAUCUUGUUGACUGUGGGUUGGGCCUACCAUCAUUUAGGGCAAUCUCGUUAAAUUUUAACGAAGAGUCGCCCAUAUACAGGGAUUCGUUUCUUGAAUACAAGUUCAUUAAACUGGAUGGUAAGGUUCUGCGCAUGCAUGGUGAUGGUGACUCGGUGGUCCGUAAUGAUCCACCAAUAGAAGGCCUCGAUUUCAUUUGUGGAAAAUGGAGACGGUUCUAUGAAUUUACCAUUGAAACCUUGGGAUGUGAAAAUUUGGAAGAAUUAGGUCCAGUAGUUGCAAUUGCUAAAUAUUGCCUUCCAAAGUACAAGCCUCGGGCAGCUAGAUUUCCUGGUGGAAAAGCAAUUCUGCUAAACGAGGGAAAUAUUUUGUCCAUUGAACAAGAGGACAAAACACUUAAAACAGUAACAUUGCAAUCGAAAGAAGAAGCAAUGCAAGUUUUUAAAAAUUAUUUUCCCAGUAUAAGUGAAGACUUAGUUCAACAGGCUUACUCAACAUGGCAAAAGUCAAGAUUGUGA
This is a messenger RNA of Paramuricea clavata, 905 nucleotides long. The record is from the annotation of a GenBank genome assembly. Lineage: Eukaryota; Metazoa; Cnidaria; Anthozoa; Malacalcyonacea; Plexauridae.